Humulus lupulus (European hop) is the source of this 3776-nucleotide messenger RNA. Its product is annotated as pentatricopeptide repeat-containing protein At5g24830. Bases 153 to 1883 code for a protein of 576 amino acids. Lineage: Eukaryota; Viridiplantae; Streptophyta; Magnoliopsida; Rosales; Cannabaceae. The record is from RefSeq and is a predicted model, not a curated record. The transcript is spliced from 7 exons. Gene Ontology annotation, molecular function: protein binding.
GAUUGAGAGUGUAUUCAAUUAAGUCAUCUCCAACCCAUCUUUCUUUUAAAAAAAAAAUGUAUCAGAAACCCUAGCGAACCUGUAAAUUUCAAUUUCAUAAUUAACGAACAAACAAAUCUUGAUUCAAAUCAAAGACGCGGAGAGAGCUUCCAAUGGCGUUAGCAAUUGCCUGUGGAGAAUCAUCGCCAUAUCAUUUCGGCAUUCUAAGGGUUCUGAAUCGAACCAUGGACUCCAUUAAGCACAACAUUGCUGAGUUUGUUAACGUUAUCUGUUCUCGGAACAAUGGUGUAGAUGCCAGUGUUGACGAUUUCAUUAUUAAACUGGGAGAAGAUUAUGAGUUGAGUGCUGAUCAUAUUUUCUCGAGAAAGAAUGAUGUUAGUGGGGAAAACGAUCCACAUGUUGUUUUUAAUGUGUUGGAUGCAAUGCUAAAGGACACUUUGGAUCGUUUCAAAUCAAUGAGGGAAAGCAUAUCUUUGGCCAAAAUCGGCUUUUUUAGCUUGACCAAGGAAACUAUUUGCCAGGACAAAUUCACAAUGAUUAGAGAUUUAUGUUUGGAUGGUAAAUUGGGAACAGCACUCUGUCUUCGAAAAAAGAUGAUGCAGAAAGGUGUUAUUCCUGAUGUACUUACACACAAUUAUAUUCUGAAUGGACUCUGUAAAAAUGGUGACUUGGAAAAGGCAGAUGAGCUAAUUAGGGAUAUGCUUAGGUUGGGUCCUUUUCCCAACUGUGCCACUUACAAUAGUUUUAUUAAGGGUUAUUGCCUCGUCAAUAAUUUGGAUAAAGCUCUGUACCUGUUUUCCACUAUGACUAAUAGUGGUAUUAGGCCAAAUAGAGUUACUUAUAACAUAAUUAUACAUGCACUGUGCAAAGAGGGCCUUUUGGAUGAUGCUACGAAGCUUCUUAAUAAUAUAUUAUCUGAUAGGGAUAUUAAGAAAACACCAGAUUUGAUUACCUCAACUAUACUUAUGGAUGGUUAUUUUAAAAAUGGAAAUAUUGCUCAGGCUCUUGAUCUUUGGCAUGAUGUGGUACAAAAGAAGAGCGAAGUAGAUGUUGUUUCCUACAAUGCCCUUAUUAAUGGGCUGUGUUUGAGCGGAGAGAUGAACCUUGCUUAUGGAUACUUUUCUGAAAUGAUUAAGAGAGGGUUAUCUCCUGAUGUUUUUACAUACAAUACACUUAUAAGUUCUCAUUGCAAAGAAGCCCAAUUCAAAGAGGUUUUUUAUAUCUACAACAUUAUGUCUAGAACUGGAGUUGCUCCUGAUGAAAUUUCAUUCAAAAUGAUUAUUCAAGGCUUAUGUAUUAACGGAGCCGUUGUCAAAGCUAAUGAACUUUUUCUUCAUAUGAUGGAGAAGUCAAUGAUGCCUAACACUCAUAUAUGGAAUCUUAUGAUUGAUUGUUAUGGAAGAUGUGGAGAUAUUAAUCGAGGCUUCUCCUUGAAAGAUCAGAUGUUGGCCUGUGGUGUUCGACCAAAUGUGUAUACCUACAAUGCGUUGAUUCAUGCCCUCGUAGAAGGGGGAAACAUUAUUGAUGCAUAUUCUCUCAAACAGGAGAUGCCUUUCUAUGGUCUUUCUCCUGACGUGGUUACUUACAAUUUAUUGAUAGGUGCUGCUUGUAGAUCAGGCCGCCUUCAAUUUGCUAUUCAUUUAUGUGAUGAAAUGUUGAGAAUGGGAUACGAGCCAGAUAUAAGAAUCUACACGGAAUUAAUCAGGGGUUACUGUAUCAAGGGUAAUGUGAAGGAGGCAGAAGAACUAUUUGCAAAGAUGGUGGAUUCAGGUUUACCAGUUGAUCAUGUUCCAUAUAAGAUACUUAUCAAUAAGUACUGCAGAAUAAGGGAGCUCGACAAGGCGUUUAACCUGUACAAUAAGUGGUUAGAAAGUGUAAAAUGAGUUUCUCUUCCAUAAUAACUGCCCAUAAGCAUAUUGGAAACUUCACUUCAGAAAUAAUGCCAUUCUGGAUUGCAAAGUCAAAUUUCCUUGCUCCAAAUCCAAGGAAAUCUGUUCUACUGAUUCAUUUUUUCCUACAAGGAAAUCUACGACAUUCCAAGAGUUCGAAUCCGAUCCUCCCCUUAUCAAAUGGCGACAAUGAAAUCACUCUUCUGCUACAGCUUUCUCUAGCUUUUUCUAUCAGGUGGUGUGACAACUAUAAAAUCUUGUGCAUGCACACUUGAUCAGGAAGUUCAAAGUAAUUCCAUUUAAACGAGUUCAAUCCUAUGUCAUGCUUUCAGUUUAUGACUGUAAAAUGCGAAAAUCUUGCAAUAUAUUUUAGCACAUGGGCUGAUAUGACCCCGGUCAAUCCUGCUCUUGCAUCUUAACAAGGGGGGUGGAAUUGAUCUGAUCUUUGCUCUUCAUCUAAGUCAAAUCUUUUCAAUAGCUACUCCUGGAGUGCUGUUUGUCACAAGCUUUUGAAAUUCCGGAUAAUCUCUGUGUGAUGAAGUCCUAAUGCAGUGGAUAAUCUUCAAUUCAACUGGAGCUUAAUGUUAUCCCUAUAACUGUUCAGAAGUUCUCGAGAGGAAGCCAACAUAGGGUCUCUCGCUUCUUUCGCCACAAGCAGACACUGCCAAUCUUUCAUCUUCAGUUCAUCGUUGGCGAUAUACGUUGCAGUAUACUCUGAAUGAUUUUCUUAGAAGAAAUGAAAAUCAACAAUCAAUUCUAAAGAAGAAAAUUCGACAUGGAAGUGCUUGAUUGUCAUAUUGACUUGCAGCCAGUGAGGUGGAAAAAUGUUUGCCGCCUGCUGCUGUAGUUCUUUGUAUUCCAGCAGCCUAGUGUUCCAGCCAUCUUUGACCAGCCUUUCUUUGGUUUUGAUUGCAGACUUUUACAGACCUAGUUUUGUAGUUUGAAGAACUCUCUAAAGUGUCUUUGGCAACCAUUUCUACUCUCUUGAUCAACAUUUCCUCAAGGGAUUAUUACCAUGUUUGAGUCUUCAGUACCAGCCACACCAUCAAUGGUGAGUGCCAUCUUGUACAACCUCGAUACAAGUUGAAUGGAAGGAACUAUUUUGUGUGAUCAUGGUGCAUUAGAAUUGUCCUUGAAAGGGUAAGAAAAGCUCAAUCACUUGCUGAAAAGCCUGGAAUCACCAACUUUGCAAAGUGUUGCUGCAUAAGAAAUAAUAUGGAACAAAUUUACUAGGUUCUAGGGUCGCGGACCAUGUAGUUAUCUUUAAGAUGUAAGAAUACUAUCAGUUCUAUCGUCUCUAGGAUAAAAUAACUCAAAAUCUUAUAUGUUUUGGUCUUUUCUUGCAUUAAAUGGUGUUCGCAUUAAAAAAAUCAAGGAAAUUUCUUAAUGUACGCUUAAUAGUAUACCAUAUUUCACCAAAAAUAAAAUUAAUAGGCAUCCCAAAUAUAUGUCAUUUUGUAAAAUUUUCACUAUAAUAUCUAUUUCUCUCUCUGCCAUGGUAGCCCAGUAAAAGAAAGAUCAACACCUGUACUAGCCAUUUUUUAUGACUUUGCUAGUGACUCAAAUACUCUAGAAUAUUCAGCGAGGACCACAAGAUGAGCAAAUCACCUUUUGUAACAAAUUCUUGUUAUUCAGAAUAUUUUAUGUUAGAGGUUUAUAGCAAUGUGUAGAGAGUCUAUUGAACCCCAUUUUGUAAUUGUAUAUUCACCUCUUCUUUGCCAAAAAGGUGGUGGGGGCAUUCGUGUAUGAAUAAUGAUACGUGCACUCAAAAUAUGCACCCAAAUAUUAUACUCAGUGAUGUGUCAUUAUUUUUUAAAAUAGUGGGCCUCAAUUUUAAUAAAUGUGAUUGGCUAAAUUAAAUUGUCACAUCAUAUAUAUGGAUGCACA